This is a messenger RNA of Vanessa atalanta (red admiral), 1089 nucleotides long. Its product is annotated as valacyclovir hydrolase-like. The record is from RefSeq and is a predicted model, not a curated record. NCBI's taxonomy places the organism in Eukaryota, Metazoa, Arthropoda, Insecta, Lepidoptera, Nymphalidae. The transcript is spliced from 5 exons. Bases 126 to 977 code for a protein of 283 amino acids.
GACAGUGACAGCUUAAAGAUUAUUUACAUAAUGUUAUAGUACGAUAAGAUAUAUAAAUUGUUUUAUAUUUUCGACAAUAUAUUAAUAAAUACGACACUGAUGCAGUAACUAAUCAAUUUUAAAAAAUGUUAAUAUUAAGAAAACUGCUGUUAUCAACACAUCUACGUGCUUCUCGUGUAUUUUUCUCUUCAAACACUUCACCGUUAAAGUAUCAGGAGCACAAAAUAAGGAUUGGAAAAUAUGAUAUAAACUAUUUACAAGUUGGCAAUGGCCCACAUAAGGUAUUGUGUGCACCGGGUGCACUAGGCACUAUAUGGACGGAUUUUAAGCCACAAAUUGAGGGAUUUAUGAAAGAUAAAUUCAGUUUAGUGGUGUGGGACCCUCCGGGCUAUGGGAAAAGUUAUCCACCUGAAAAGGAAUUUUCACUUAAUUUUUAUGAAAAUGAUGCUGAUACUGCUUUACAACUAAUGAAGGAGCUGCAAAUACCAAAAUUUUCCCUUCUGGGCUUUAGUGAUGGAGGUAUAACUGGACUUAUUCUUGCUGCCAAAUAUCCAGAUGCUGUUAACAAAUUGGUUGUAUGGGGAGCCAACUCCUUUAUUUUGCCAAAGGAAAUGGAAUCUUACAAAGCAAUAAGAGAUACAAAUAAAUGGUCUAAGAAAUUAUUAGAACCACUAUUUGAGGUGUACGGUAAAGAAAAUUUUCCUCAGUACUGGGCAAGCUGGGUCGACGCUAUGGAAAGAAUAUAUGAAACAAACAAAGGAAAUAUUUGCUCCAAUGUUGUGAAGAACAUAAAAUGCCCAACCUUCAUUCUAUAUGGAGAAAAAGAUCCACUUGUAGAUUGUGUUCACGUUUCACAUUUACACACACAUAUAAAUGGUUCAAGAAUUCAUUUAUACCCAGAAGGAAAGCAUCAUGUACACCUGCGUUACGCUGAAGACUUUAAUAAGAGAGUACAAGAGUUUCUCUUAUUAACCUGACUGAUUUCCAUUAUACGAGUACUAUAUAUAAAAAAAUUGGUUUAUACCUAUAAGUAUAUAGCAGAUUUUUAAUUUGUUGUGAAUAAGUGUUAUUUUUUUUAUUAAUUAUACA